AACUCACUAGACCUUGACCAUGAUCAUUUCCUCUUUUCAAACCUCCGUGGCAGUUUUUGCGCUAAUUAUUCUGCAUGUCAGUGCUUUGGAUACUUUCAAAGCUGCAGUAUAUGAACAUGCUGUCAUAUUGCCAAAUGACACAGAAACACCCGUUUCUCAGGAUUAUGCCUUGCUCCUCAUGAACAGGAAUAUAGAUAUUCUGGAGAGAGCAAUUAAGCAGGCUGCUGAACAGGGUGCUCAGAUCAUUGUGACUCCGGAAGAUGCAAUUUACGGAUGGAAAUUUACCAGGGAAGCCAUUUUCCCUUAUCUGGAGGAUAUUCCAGAUCCUCUGGUGAAUUGGAUUCCAUGUCAAGACCCACACAGAUUUGGUCAUACACCAGUACAAGCAAGACUCAGCUGCCUGGCCAAGGACAACUCUAUCUAUGUCGUGGCAAAUAUCGGGGACAAAAAGCCAUGUCAUUCCCGUGACUCCGCGUGUCCUCCUAAUGGCCAUUAUCAAUACAACACCAACGUGGUGUAUGAUGCAAAUGGAAAGCUGGUGGCACGUUACCAUAAGUACAACCUCUACUCUGAGCUUCAGUUUGAUGUCCCCGAAAAGCCGGAGCUGGUGACUUUCAACACCUCCUUUGGGAAGUUUGGCAUUUUCACGUGCUUUGAUAUCCUCUUCCAUGAUCCUGCUGUGACCCUGGUGAAAGAUUUCCACGUGGACACUAUAUUGUUUCCCACAGCUUGGAUGAAUGUUUUGCCCUUUUUGACAGCUAUUGAGUUUCAUUCAGCUUGGGCAAUGGGAAUGAGAGUUAAUCUUCUUGUGGCCAACACACAUAAUGUCCGCCUAAAAAUGACAGGCAGUGGUAUCUAUGCACCACACUCUCCCAAAGCGUACCAUUAUGAUAUGGAAACAGAGUUGGGAAAGAUCCUCUUUGCAGAGGUGGAUUCGUAUCCCCGAAACUCUCCAACCUACCCACCAGCUGUGAAUUGGAGUGCCUACGCCACCACCAUCAAACCAUUCCCAGGACAGAAAAAUUCCUUUAGGGGCUUUAUUUCCCGGGAUGAGUUCAACUUCACAGAACUCUUUGAAAAUGCAGGAAACCUUACAGUCUGUCAAAAAGAGCUGUGCUGUCAUUUAAGCUACAGAAUGUUAGGAAAAGAGAAUGAAGUGUAUGUUCUAGGAGCUUUUGCUGGACUUCAUGGCAGAAGGAGAAGAGAGUAUUGGCAGGUAUGCACAAUGGUGAAAUGUAAAUCUACUAAUCUGGCAACUUGUGGACAGCCAGUAGACACUGCUCUGACAAGAUUUGAAAUGUUCUCCCUAAGUGGCACAUUUAGAACGGAGUAUGUUUUUCCUGAAGUGCUACUUACUAAAAUCAAUCUGGCACCUGGAAAAUUUGAGGUACUAAAAGAUGGGCGUUUGGUAAACAAGAAUGGAUCAUCUGAGCCUAUCCUAACAGUGUCACUGUUUGGCAGAUGGUACACUAAAGACGUACGUUCCAUCUCAGAAAGUGGAAUCUGCUCACCGGAGGCUGUCAAGGUGUAUUACUAUGAAAUGGAAACAGAGAGUGGCCAGCUGAUGCUCUCAGAAUUGAAGUCCCGGCCUUGAAGAGAACCCAGUUACUCUGCAGCUGUUCACUGGAGUGCUUAUGCCAGAGGUGUCAAGCCAUUCUCAUCUGAACGGUUGAAUUUUCCAGGGAUGAUUUAUUUUGAUGCGUUCACCUUCACCAAGCUUAAGAGAAACACAGGAAAUUACACAGUUUGUCCGAAAGACCUGUGCUGUCACUUAACUUACAAGAUGUCUGAGAAAUGAAACAGUGAGGUGUACGCACUAGGUGCCUUUGACAGCCUGCACAUGGUAGAAGGCCAGUAUUACUUACAGGUAGAAACACUCAAAUAUGUUAGAAUGGCUCUUCUACUGAUUUGUCUUCUAGGUCAUCAUUGCAUUUCUUUAAGAAUUGUGCUGGAUUCAGUUAAUUGGAAUGGUGUUACAUUUGUCACUGAACUUUUCUCCCUAGAACACAUUAUUUGUUCAGUCUUAGUGAAAACAGAAUUAGAGCUGCAAGGUAAAAACAGGAAGCAGAUUGAUUAGCUCUCAGCAGACUGGGUUCAAGUUUAAAAAGCUACAACCCCCAUAUACUCUCUUUUUCUGUCAGGUUACUUUACAGCUGUGUUUUGCAAACUGUCUUCAACUAGAGUCCAGAGCAAGAAGUCCAUUUCACAUCAUAAAUAAGCACAGUCAAGAUGUAUGACUGA
Molecule: messenger RNA, 2241 nt
Organism: Aethalodelphis obliquidens (Pacific white-sided dolphin)
Lineage: Eukaryota; Metazoa; Chordata; Mammalia; Artiodactyla; Delphinidae
Gene: VNN2
Product: vanin 2
Exons: 8
Coding region: 20-1594 (524 amino acids)
Biological process (GO): pantothenate metabolic process
Molecular function (GO): pantetheine hydrolase activity
Source: RefSeq, a predicted model, not a curated record